ACGAUUUGGUUGCUUCAACGGGUUGAAAAAGCAAACUUGGAUAAUUUUUACAAUUUCUGUGUGAAUGGAAAAAGAGUAUAAAUAAAAAAAAACCAAAGUUAAAAUAGAUUUUCUAUAAAGUGCUUGCAUGAAAUCACAAUGAAAUAAGAUUUAAUUAAAAAUCUGUGUGUGAAAACGAAAAUUUAAUAAAAAAAUUUUUGAAAUUGGUGAUUUGAAUUUAAGUGAAGUUGAGUUAAAACCAAUUUGCAUGGAUUAUGAAAGAAAAAUAUGUUAUUAACAUAUGCUGAAUUAUAUAAAAUAUUCUAAAGCAAAUAUGAAAUAUAGAAAGUGAAAUCGGUGUUGCGAAAGAAAAAAUUUUUUUAAAAAUUUAGGAAGCGCAAUGUUUAAAGUGAUAGUGAUUUAAAAUAUAGGUUAACGAUUUUAUCACUAAAAUUGGCUUAGGGUCCUAAGGAAUUGCGUGUUUAAUAAAUUAUGAGCAAGCGCGAUUUCAUUCGCAGUCGAAAAGUGUAUGCGAACAAUUGUAUCCUGUACGUUUGGAUUAAAAAUCUGUCCAUUUUUACUUGUGUGUUUUGAUGUAAACUAACAAAUGCAAUGCUAUAAGGCAAUUGCAAACUUCUGACCAAAUUUAAAAGAAAAUUUUUAAACACAUAAAUGCAUUCGAAGGUGUAAAUGUUAAAUGUUAGCAAAAUAUUUUGAAAAGAUUUUCGAACGCGUUUUAAAACCGCCACAGCUGCAGAAAAUUACUUAUAACCCGCGGCGAUAAUGGUCGUGGUUCUUCUGCUUUAUAUGAUCAUGCUUUAGUUCCCGUCGAAUUGCAAAUAAACUGAUCUCUGCAUAAAAACAAAGUAAACCAAACAGCAAUUAAAAUGACGAACAAACAUAAUGAAAGUGAAACAGAGAGAGAAAAAAAUAAUAGUAUGAAAAAUGCAUUAAAAUAUCAAAAGUGAUGAAAAAGCUAAAAUAUUUACCUUCGACUGAAAUGUUUACCUUUAGUGUAUGUGGGUGCUAAACGAGCGAGCAAAAAAUAAUAAAAUAAACUAUACAAACAAGUGCAAGCAAAUGGCAAUGAUGCAAAAUAAAACGGCACAAUAAGCUCGACAACACAAAUAGAAAAAUCGACGAAAAAUUAAUAUGCAAACAAAUAAAUCAAAGAGAGCAAAAAACAGCGCAAACAACAAACUAAAAACCUAUUUUUGCAACACGAAAGAAUAUUUGCCUAGAAAUCAACUUUUCGGCAAAACAAAUUAAUUGAAAAUAUAUAAAAUUCGACAAAAAUUCAAUAGUAAUUGAGAGUGAAUAAAGUGGCAACACAAUAAUAAAGCAUAAUUACCACAAAUCGAAUGAAAUCAACUAAUUCAGAAACGUAAAGUUGCACAAAAUCAUAAUCAAAAGUGAUUGAAAAUUAUUACACAAAAAAGAAGUAAAGAGCAACGUAAUAUCUGCGGCAAAUAUCCAAAAAAUAUAAAAUGUGAAAUGUGAGUUGAAAAAGCGGAAAAUUUUGCCGAAACAAAAUAUGUACAUGUAGUGGCGUAUAUCCGUUUAAAUAAUAAAUACAUAAAUAAAUACAUAUCUGCUACACACCAGCGCUUGUACGCCAUGGCGUAUGAGUAAUUGAAUAUUUCAAAUUCAGUGAAAAAGCGGCGUGACGGACACGCGAGCUUUUGACAAAUGUAACUCAUUGCUGUCGCAAAUUCAUUGUUUAUUUAUAAAUUUAAGCGAUGCGCAUUUCUGCGACCAGACAGCCAGUUUGACAAUCAGGCAGACAGACAGUUGUCGGAGGCUGUGACUAGCGCAUUGUAAUUGGCGCACGAGUUGGCAAUGUAAACGCGAAAAAAAUUGUUUGCCAACAACGUCAGCAAUGGACGCUAAAUUGGAUUCGCGUCAAGGACAAUUUCCGGCUUCCUUUCCGGACACAUUCAAGGAUUUCUUUGCCGUUAUGAGCGAAGACGAAGAUCAUCUCGAUUUGUUCUCGAAUUUGUUGGAAGAUAAGGUGAUACCGCAUCACAACAAUGCCAGCCACAGCACGGCGGCCAACAGCAACCGAUUCAUGCAACGUCGACACGGCGGCAGCCUCCGCUGUCCCACACACCCGCAAAGUGCCAGCGGCGAGGGCGCGCACCACUCAGUCGGCCGCUCAAGCUCGUUUCGCGUGCAUCGACCGCGCAACCCAGCGGCCACAUAUAGUGGUGGCGGUGGCGUUGGCGGCGGCAUAAGUAGUAGCAGCAGCAUUAUCACAUUGAAUAGCAUCGGCCAGAGUGGCGGUCAUAGCAUUGGCAGUGGACACAGCACUGGCAGUGGCAGCAGUGGUGGCGGCAGCAGUAGUGCCAAUGGCAAUGGCAAUUUAUUUUGCAAACACAUCAAAUACUGCUGCCUGCAUCAGCAACAUGCACAACUGCCCAACAUAGCAGGCGCUACGCCGCCGCACCAUCACCAUCAUCCCCUUCAGCAGCAGCAACAGCAGGCACAGCCACAAAAACAGCAGCCAACACAACCGAAAUCGCCGCAUAAACACCGUUUGGCCCAGCAAUCAGCACAAAUGCAAACAAAAUCCGCAGUAACUGUGCCGACGGCUGCAACAGCUGGUCACUACCUACAACAACACGUGCAUCAGUAUCAGCCUACAGGCGCGGCGUAUGCGUCGGAUUACAGCAAUGAGAUUAGCGGUAGUGUGCGCAUGGGACCCGACGGCGAGGACAACAGCGGUGCUGAUGGCAGCAAGGAUCGUCAACAGCAUUUGUAUGCUGGGCAACAUAUGCAUCAGCAACAGCAGCAGCAGCAGCAUCACCAUCAGCAACAACAACAGCGUGCGGCGGCGUUGCAAAAACGGCAUUCGGUGAUAUUGGAAAGAGCAUUCGAUUUUGAUGCUAGCUGUGAGGAAAGUGAUACCAUAAGCAGCACAUCCUCUACACCCACACCGGCUGAAUUGCCUACGUUGCCGCCGCAGCCACCGCCAAGCACCACGGCCACUGUGCUAAAGCCAAUCCUAAAGAAACCAUCAACAGCUGCGCCACAAUAUCAACAAAUGCACACACAACAGCAACAGCAGCAACAACAGCAACAUCUGCAGCAUCAUUCAAGCCAGCAUCAACAGCAAAUGCAACUAAAUACAUUAAAGUCCACUGGGCCAGUACCGGCGAACAGCGCCACCGCCCAAACAAACGUCUGUUGCAAAGACCAAAUGCUGCCACAUCGCGCGCUCCCGCAGCCACCGAAAGGACGAGGCUUCGGCGCAUACCACACCAAAGAGGCCGUACUGCAGCGUGUGCAACAACAGAGCGGCCUACUUUCCGGCAGUCGCACAAAUCUCAACACGCUAAGUGGCAUGUUAGGAUCAGCGAUAAAUCUCGCCGGCAUCGGAGGCGGCCUCUGUGCGAACGCUAACUCGAGCAUUGGCAAUAAUGCGGCGACGGCGGCUGGUGCGCCCAUCGAGAUGGCGUGCGGAGGUGUUGUGGGCGAUUGUGUUGGCAACAAUAUGGGCGGUGAGUUGCGCUACAGCAACAGUAAUUACAACUUUGAUGCGACGACAGUCAAGCCAGCAGGCCCGGCUGACGUGGGCGCCGAGCUUCAAAUGACGUUGGUGGGGGGUACGCCAGCUUGUUGUGCGGCGGCCAAUACGGCGGCGCCGCCCACCACCAUCCCCAACACCAACACGGGCAACACUGCCGCUAAUGUAACCAAUAACUUGUUGUACAUGGACCUGCAUACGGCACAUCCGGCACACCCGAAAAGUUCGACGUCAGUAAAUAAAUUCAGCGAUCUAUUAAAUGCUGCCAGCGCCAGUUUUGUCAACGCCGUCGCAGCGCCGGCUAUUAGCGCAAACGCCAACAACAGCAACAGCAAUCAUAACGGUGCCAUAGCUGCUGCGGUCGCAUUGGGCAACACUGGACGCAGUAGUGCCAGCACUAAACGGGUGCAAAAAUCACCAUUACUCACCAGACGCCGUUCCUCAUCAAUCGUUACAAAUCUAUUGGCUUCCGAUGUUAGUUAUAAUCGCGGUGAGGGUACAACUCUAGCAGACAUUACAAAUUUGAGAAAUCAUCAUGCAACAACAACGGAUGGCAGCACAAUAAAUUUAACGCACAGCGGAACACGUGACCGCAUCACGUUGGCAAAAUCACCAGUGAGCGGCAAACCGACACGCUUACCCUCACUGCACUCCAUGGGCAUCGACAGCGGCGGAAGUGGUAGCGGCAGCGGCAAUGGCAGUGGCAGCAGUGCCGGCGUGCUCACCUUUCAACAAGCCAUGUCUGGCGCGGUCUCACCACAGUACUCUUCGGCCACACCGCUACUGUUUGGUGGCGGCGGCGGCGGUGGCGCAGGCAUUGGUGGCAGUAUAGCCACAAAUAUGGAUUUGCUAUGUGGCUCAUCGACGGCACUCGCUUCGGUGUUGGAGGAUACGGCAACAAGUGCUGGUGAAAUGGUCAGUGACAUACUGCAGACUGGUGACUCGCCAACCAUGCUGAACCAUCAGCAUAACAACGCCGGUAACGGCAAUGGCAACGGCAACAAUAACAAGAAUAACGGCUUGAAUGAUAGCCACUAUGAACUAGAUGUAAUCGAAAGCGGCAUUGGCAGCGUGGGCGCGGUCGUCAAUGUGGGCACAAGCGGUGUGCAUCGUGCCGCCUCCAAUAUAUUGCACAGCAGUUCAGCGACCAUUGCACAGCUGCAGGGCAGUCGGCAGCGUCAACGGAUGCGCACCUCGAGUAUGCCAGCUGAAAGUAGAAAGCCACGUCUCGCCGAUACGCGACGUGCAGCAAUACAUUGUGCCGACCUCGAUUUGGAAUAUUAUCGCCUGCGGAGCUUCAGCAUCACGUCGCAUGGUGUAUGCAAUUUGGGUGAUUCCCUGCGCCGCCGAUCACGUUCAAUAAACUCGGUUACGUCGACGGGCACUUCCAACAGCGGCAAGGACCACCGGAACAACAGCAAUGCUUCACAUAUAUCCGGUGAGAAUAUUUUCGAGUCUACCGAGAAACAGGAUGCAGGCAAAGUGCCGAUACCCGCCUAUAAAAUUGCAAUGCUUGGCGCUUCUGGUGUUGGCAAAACGACAUUAACCUAUCAAUUCACAACAUCCGAUUAUAUUUGUGCCUACGACUUGAGUUUGGACGACGAUUACGGUCAAAAAACAGUAUCCGUGCUUGUUGAUGGCAUCGAAACGGACUUGGAAAUUAUCGAUCAUCCUGCCUGUGAAAUGUCGACGGAAGCCUUUUGUUCGACCUACAACAUCGAUUUAUUUGUGGUUGUCUACUCGGUCGUAGAUCGCAAUUCCUUCAAGGCGGCCGAGAAGGUUUUGCAGUAUUUGAAAGAACACGAAAUGUUGCUGACACGUGGCGCUAUUUUAGUCGGCAAUAAAACGGAUUUGGAGCGACAUCGUGAGGUUAAUCGGCAAGCUGGACGUAAAUUGGCUAAAGAGAUUUGCUGUAAGUUUAUUGAAACCUCCUCCGGACUUGAUCACAACGUUAACGAGCUACUGGUCGGCAUUGUCGCGCAGUCCAAACUGAAUCCACAGCGUAUACGUAACCUCAACGAGCGCGACCGUCAACGUCUCAGCCUGCAGAGUGCAAUUCAAAAGCACCGCCACAUGCAUAUAGCGCCACGACGUAUGGUGCGACAGGUAUCCAUGUAUCACGCUGACGACGAUGUCGAUGAUGCGGCCGACAAUGAGAACAACGAUGGUAGCCGAGCUGGCGUUAGCACCAACAACGCCGACAACAUUGAUGAAAAUCAAACGGCCGCUGAUGAAGGCAUUGGCACCGGCAGCGAACGCACCGUCAGCACCAGCCUCUCUUCAACCGGAAUGGGCAUCAAACUGGCAACCACGAAGAACUAUGUACAACGCACGAAUAAGCGUACGCUCAAUCUGGAAAGCAUACUCAAGAUGGGUGAAAGCGAGUUAGAAGAUGAAGAAGAAGCGAUACAACGUCAACCGGCACUUACAAAGCAACAACAGCAAACGCGUCCACUAAGCAAAUUCGAUAUGCUGCUAGCUGGAGGCAAGAAUAGCUUAAACGCAUCACCAAAGAAUCGUCGAUUUUACGGCAGUGGCGCGGUGAGUGGUGCCAUCGGUGCUUUUACAGGAGGCAGGCGCUGUGUCAGCGAUGGCUCAACCAGUGACAAUUACACGGAGAGCAAUGAUCAGCUAUUGGACGAAGGUAAUCGGAAGACAGUGUCCAAGUUAACGAAUCGCACGAAAGUGUUUCUCUCUUCAGUGCUAAAGUUCAAGAAGGCGGUGAAUAUGCGGCGAAGAAACUCUUCGAGUUGUAGUGAUCUAUUCGUUAUAUAAGAGUAAAGGAAAUAAGGUAUGGGCAAAGUAUGAUAUUUGUUUAAUAUAUAUUAAAAUAUUCAGUAACCGUUUAAAUGAUUUUAUAUAUACUUAAUUCAGACAAAAAUGGUUUUCUGAUUGCUGAAAUUCAUUAAGGUAUUUAAGGGUAUUAAAUCAUUUUUUUAUUUAACCAAGCCACGAACAUAAUUCAUCCAAAAAUCAAUAGCACAAAAAAUGGCCAUUGAAGCAUCCUACCAUAAAUAAUAUUUUUUGGUAAUUAGUUCGUUUGUCUAUUAAUCUUUUAUUCCUUUGUUUUAAGGAUCACAAGUUAGUCUUAAAAAUAAAGUUUGUAAAAAACCUUCAAAAAUACAUCACGUCUUCAUAAUAAUUUUCAAAUGACUGUUAGGGUAUAUACUUAGAUGUAAUAGAUGCUCAAAAUCGUAUAGACUUCAACUUUAGUACUGAAGGAUUACCAGCUAUAGGCAUUGGACGCAACCUAUACUGUUAACCUCUUUAAGGGACAAACCUAGUUUGGCAACCUAAAUUCUAUUUUUGGGUUUUAAUAUUUACUGAUAUACGCAUUUUAAGCUCAAGAAAAUAAAAUAUUACACGCGAUCUCCGAUGGCGCUACUAAACGUUCUUUUCCGGCAGUAGUUAUUCCGACCUUCUCCAUGUAUGAAACCUAAAAACAGGUCCGUACAAUGACCUAAAGUAGAAAAAAGAUCAGAAACUAACAAAAUGAGCUAUUACUUCUAUGAAAAUGGAUACGCGUUCUCGGCUUAUUCAUUGCAAACGAAGAGCUCGUGUUGCCGCGAGAACCGAGAGUGAACCUUGCGCAGCUUUGUUUUGGAUACUGUAAACUGUUAAACUCCUUCUAUGUUCAGCGUGCAACGAGACCACGCAUGAAACUAACCACCUCUUUGUAUGCCCUGCUAACCCUACACAUCUGACAACCCUCUCCCUAUGGUCCGACCCCUUCGGAACAGCACGUUUCCUGGGAUGACCUCGAUGACAACAUAUCUGAAUGUUACCAUCUUAACGGGAAUUAGGUAACUGUUACAAAAACAACAAUAACAAUGAAAGUGGAUCUAACAAAGCAAAAAAACGAGAGUUAUACUCAUUUCAAAAAUGGCUCUUGACAAAGUGACGGCAUUUAAAAAAAAUAAUUUUACUCAAACUUUUGGUCGGAUUGUCACCAAGUAAUCUCUCAUUUUGAGAAAACGGUGUUUAAAGAUAAGCUUAUUGUCAUUCAAAUGAGGAUGUAAAUAAAAUGGUUUUACUGACCUACUGUCAUGACAUGUGCUGGCAUACUACCGGUGCCUAGUAAGACCAGAUGGAGGUUCAGUUUAAUUUGAGGUGAAGUGUUCGUCAAACAGUCAUUGAACUGUUAAGACGAGUUCUAAACAGAGCUAUACAGAAGCAUAGGAGGUGUUCCAGCAUCACUCAUGCCUACUUUCUUGCACUUUCUGUAUGUAUCGUCGUUACUAAUGCCCAUUCGGCUCGCAUGUAAUGCCAGUAGUUCUGACCUGUCAUUUGACCAACAACCUUCCUGCAGUCCUUUCGAGACCGUGAGAGUGUUUUUCUUUAGGGUUAUUGAACAUAAUUUUGGCGAUCUCGCAUGUUCUUACAACAUUCCAUCUCAAACUGAUCCGUCUGUCACCAUCUAUCUAUCAUCUAUAUCGUUUUGCGGAAUUCUCUUCUGGCUUGGAACCCAGUAUAUAGGCAACCGUUUUCCAUCAGGAACUACAUACAUCUACGCUCUCCCUGCUUCUAGGGACAUUCUCUAAGGUUAUGCGAUGUGAGUUUAUUGCCUUAAUUGCCUCCUGGUUAUCGACGUAUAUAUUGAUGGUCUUCAUGUUGUGUCCUGCGCUGUCAUCUAUCUCCGACCAGGAAGAUAAUACAGUAUUCCGGAAACUUGAAGAUUCGCCUAAGAUAUAGCUCCGAGCAAUAGAUGUAGGGGUCAUUAGUCAUCCAUCAAAAUAUUGUAAAUUCCGCUGGCAAGUCAAAUGCUCAAUCCGCUCUAUUCUGAUAUAACUUGAAACCUUCUCUCAUAAAUAAAGCGUGAGGAUAUAUAGUAUAUUUUAUCCUCCAAUCUCUUGUUUAUUGCGCAUUGCCGAAAGGUCCAAUUUGAAAAAUUAAUUUCAAUUUUCACUAUGAAAAUGUGCAAAAACAUAAAUGAAUUUUUUCAGAAUUUCAGGUGUGCAUCUUAAGGGGAUAUAUAUUUAUAGACUUACCCAUAAACUUCCUAAGCCAGUACGAAGAAUAGAAAACCAAAUUACCACUUCAUAUAUGAUUCACCUACAGAACUUUGACUAAUAUCACACGCCGAAAUGAAGUCAACUGGAUACUGACUGCGCUCCUGUACCGACUAUCAAUACUAGACAGAAUAAUUAAUUAGAAAAUCCUCUGAACAAAGAAUAAGUAACGAGGUAUAUUCAAUAAAAUAAGACAUAGGUAACAGCUGAGGGCAGGUAGACUACGUAUACUAUACCACAGAUGUAGCAGAAGAUGGAGAGCCUUUCAGAAUAGAAAAUAGAUUAAUGAUAUCAGAUUGUGAGUUACACAAAAUAUAAAGAAAGAGAGAUGAAGCCAUUAUGGGAGAUCAUUGGAGCAGAAAAAUGAAAACAAAAUAUCCUGGAUAUCUAAAUUUAUAGAUACAUUAUCUAGAAACCAGUUAAUAGUUCUACGAAAGUGUAUCUGACAAAGUAAAAGCAAGAACAUCAAAAAUAUCUCUUGUUCGUAAGUUUUAAAUCUGAUAACAAACUAACCUGAAAGUAAAAUGUAAAGCAACGAAUUGUAAUGUAUAGUAUACUAGUAAUGGUAAUGAAACUAAACAUUUUAGGAAUUUUGAAACAGGGAUUGCAUAUCAAGCAUAUUUUAUCAGCAACUACCACGCAUACAAUUUUAGAAUCACUAUGAAUGAAGCAUUGAAGGCAGCGAAUGAAACAGGAAAGUAAUCAUCGGUGCAUAGAUUUUAUUUUAAAAUACUUUUAAAAAUCGCAAUUGAACUAAUAUCAAAACUGUAAUGAAAACACCGACUAGAUACCUUGACUACCACUAUUAAAAAAGAUAUAUAACAAAUACCAAUAACGCAAUAAGUAACUGCAGAAAACACAAGUUUUCGACGAACGCGAUUUUGAAAACUCAACGGAACGAACUAACUAUACUUAUGAAAGCAAAUUGAUACUCUAAAAACACACAUAUAUAUAAAAUAAAUGUUUAGCAUUCGAUUUAAUAAAAAACAUGUUUAGAAUAUUUCAUAUUUAACAAUAAACGAGCACGACAACUUUUUGAAAUGCAAAUUUUGACGAUAUGAAAUCAGCAUAGAACACGCAGACUGCAGUUAGAAUGGGAGGUAAUAAAAAAUCGAAAAUAACUGCUUUUUAUAGCAAACUAAUAACGGUAAUUAGUUAAUCAAUAAGCAGAAAAGAAAAAUUGAAAAUGAAA
Molecule: messenger RNA, 9706 nt
Organism: Bactrocera neohumeralis
Lineage: Eukaryota; Metazoa; Arthropoda; Insecta; Diptera; Tephritidae
Exons: 13
Coding region: 1859-6280 (1473 amino acids)
Cellular component (GO): plasma membrane
Molecular function (GO): calcium channel regulator activity; GTP binding; GTPase activity
Source: RefSeq, a predicted model, not a curated record